AUGACGCGAUGGGCCUGUGCACCGCUGUUUCUGCUGCUUUUCCCGUGCUGCGGAAGGGGAGCCAAAAUCGAUCAGGGCCCUGAGCUUGCAUCGGAGCAGGUCCUGGAGGAAGCGGUGUUGGAGGCAAAGUUCUUCGAGCACAGAGAGCGGUUUGGGAUCGAUGAUCGCCGUACUCUCGAAGUCUUCUUCCAGCUCUUCGACCUUUGGAUCAUGCUGUACCGCCUGAACAAGGCGGAUGAAGCCUUGAAAGAGGUGCUGCCGGCUUGCUGGUGGCGUCAAGAUGACCUGACAGUCCAAGCCAUCCAGGCCCUGGCCUUCACGCGCUGGAAGCAGGGCCUCCUCAAGGAAGCCUUGACAUGGUUCAAUCUCAUGGAAGGCCUGCUGGGGAAGAGUGCGGCACUCUGCGAGAACAUCGGGCACACGUACAAUUCGAUGGGGAUGCAUGCAGAAGCUGAGACCUACUUUCUGCAGUCCUUGCUGUUCCUGGAUUCCAACGUAUCCACUCAGAAGAACAAAGGCGGUGUUCUGCUUGGGCUGGCGGGAGUGCGUGAAAAGCAACACAAGCUGGCCGAAGCCCGCGAAUCGGCGCAGGAGGCUUACGACCUCUACAAGCAGCGGGAUGUGGAGAAUGGCUGGGAGUCAUCCCUCACUGCCAAAGCCGGAAUGACCCUAAGCAAGAUGGCUCUAAAGCUCGGCGACAUGGAGGAGGCGGAGGCGAAAUGCCAGGAGGCUAUCCGCCUUUUCGAGUCGACCUCUGGUGAGGAUUCGCCGUUGCUUGCCACGGCCUUCAAGCGCAUGGGUGAGAUACGGAUGGCACAGGACCGCUACACAGAAGCUAGGGCUGCCUUGCACCAAGCAUACAAGUUGGAGGCAAUCAAGGAUGCAUUCGACCUCACCGAAGUCGUCAUCAUCCACCAGCAGCUCACAGAUGCUCAUCUGGGGAAGGGUGAGCUGGACAGACAGAGCUUCCGCCCUUAUUUUCCGACGAUUGCACAGGUCUUGAAGCGUGUCUACGACAUGAAGCAGGACGGCAAUGCCGGUGCAUACUACAAGCUUGCAGGGGAGCUCUUCGUGCUGGGUGAGGACUGCGAGGCAGGCAAGUCGCUUCUGUUUGCGGCAGUGUCGCUUCUGGAGACCGAGUCCUCCAUAGACACUUCUGGGAUGGUCAAGACGUGCAAGGACUUGAUCCGAUAUUGUGGAGGGACCUACAAAUAA
Symbiodinium sp. CCMP2592 is the source of this 1215-nucleotide messenger RNA. The record is from the annotation of a GenBank genome assembly. Lineage: Eukaryota; Dinophyceae; Suessiales; Symbiodiniaceae.